Messenger RNA from Pelagomonas calceolata, 814 nucleotides. Lineage: Eukaryota; Pelagophyceae; Pelagomonadales; Pelagomonadaceae. The record is from the annotation of a GenBank genome assembly.
UACAGACUUGUAACAUUAGAAGCUACACAAUUAUAACACGGCCCGGGAAGGGCGAGUUGUGAGGCUAGCGGACGACACCCAACAGACUCCGGCUUUUCCGCACUCUCGCAACCAGCGCAAGUGCCUGACCGCCACCGUGAGGAGGCCCCGUAGCAAGUGCUGGCGUCUCGCGGGUCCACGGUGCGCGUCAAGGUCGCUCGCGGCCUGCCAGUUCCUUGCCGCGCCGGAGCUUGUACUCCUCGAAGGCCGUCUCGUUCGUGUAGCGGUGGAGGCAGUCGUUCAUCCGCCGGUUCUCCGCGCGGCAGUUGAAAACGACCAAGAGGUUCUGUUCGCGGGCGCACCGGGAGAACGCGGCGAGGUGCGCGUCGCAUUUUCGAAUCGCGAUCGCGCUGAGCUCCUUACGUGCUUCGUGCUCCGCGUACUUGGACCACGUGAGGCGCCCGUCGCGUCCGGGAUCGCUGACGACGCUCAUGUGUAUACGUGAAUGCGCCAAACGCAAGGCAGCGCGCUGGCGCAGCUGUCACAGGUCUUUGCGGCACAGCUUCUAGCGACUCAAGCCCAGAAGAAUACGCGAGCGGAUACCAAAAAAACUUCUAUCCCAAGGGUGAUGAUGUCAACACUGGCUACGAGCCCUGUACCAGUGUACUACCACGGUACUAGAGAGCUUACGCUAGCCGUUUUACUGGCACUACGACUUACAGGCUGGCACUCGAGUGCCAAGCUUUCACUCAGAUUGGCACUCGAGUGCCAAGCGCCGAGGGGCAGCCCCGGCUGGGCCCCGGCAGUCGGACGACGCAUUGCAAAAAACGCGGCA